AUGUUCCUGGCAAACCAUGCCCUCUUCCCCGUCGACUUCGUGCUCCUUCUGGACUCCGGCGAGUCCGGUGAGAACAGCGGCCGUGCACGGUUCACGAACGGGGUCUCUAGUCGUCGAGGGCCUGAGCCACCUGAUGAUGCGGACAUGACACUUUCGCUGUCCUUUACUGGUGAUGUUGCUGUUGUCGCUGCUGCUGCUGCUGCUGCUGUCGUUGUUGUUGGUGUUGUCACCCAUGUCGCGCCAUUGUCUGGUGUUGUUUUGCUGAUAUCACCUCUUGCCGCGCGAGCCAUACGUUCCAUGUUCUUGAUGCUGUCCAUAAACCCUUCGGCGCUAUUGGGACUUGAAGUCGGGUCUUUUAGGAACGAAUUUCGGGCCCGCAUUAGUGCCCUUUCCGUCGAGAUGUCUUCCUCGCCGAGGGUAGCGUUAGGGCUGAGAUUGGCUUCUGGGUGUGGACGUCUUAUGAUCUUUAUGUACGACCCCGGGUUCUGCCGGGUCCUGCCAAGCAACGCGUAA
Messenger RNA from Neurospora tetrasperma FGSC 2508, 513 nucleotides. RefSeq lists its product as uncharacterized. The transcript is spliced from 2 exons. The record is from RefSeq and is a predicted model, not a curated record. The coding region runs from base 1 to 513 and encodes 170 amino acids. Lineage: Eukaryota; Fungi; Ascomycota; Sordariomycetes; Sordariales; Sordariaceae.